This is a messenger RNA of Elaeis guineensis (African oil palm), 3562 nucleotides long. RefSeq names its product U-box domain-containing protein 44. Gene Ontology annotation, molecular function: protein binding; ubiquitin-protein transferase activity. NCBI's taxonomy places the organism in Eukaryota, Viridiplantae, Streptophyta, Magnoliopsida, Arecales, Arecaceae. The record is from RefSeq and is a predicted model, not a curated record. Gene Ontology annotation, biological process: cell surface receptor signaling pathway; protein ubiquitination.
GUGGGUGGACAGAGUGGAAUCGGUAAUGCUUUCGCCCUCGAUUUGGGACUACCAUUUUCCGGAAAUUGCACUUGAUUUCUAGCCCAUGGUUUAUUUUGGUGUUAUUAUUGUGCAAAUACCAUCACUUGAAGGUUGGAAUGCUGAUACACUUAAGAUCAUAAAAUCUUCUGAGCUACAUUACCUGUGGAUAGAAAUUGACUUUUUAUGUCUUGUUUAGUGACGAUUUGCGUCUCAGAAAUACCAUACGCAUAAAAUAUUAAACAGAGAUUUCACCUAGAGGAUCUCAGGAUGACACUACUUGAACUAAUACCGAUUGGAACGAUUUUGGCACUGCUGACAGAUCAGGUCUUAGAAACAGCUGCAGCUGCAAGGGAUGUUCUUAUAGAGAAGGAGAGCUUCAAGGCUCUGUCAAAGUAUCUCUAUGACAUUGACCCAGUCUUGAAACAGUUGCAGCUUCGGGAACUGAAUGACACACAAGCUGCAAGGAAAGCUUUGGAAUUUCUCAAGGAUGAUGUUAAGAAGGCCAAGGACAUAGUGGAUAAGUAUAAAAACCGUGCACGCUUUUACUUGUUGGUUAGGUGUAGAAACAUAGUGGCAGAAAUACAGGAUGUCACUAGGGAUAUUGGUAGGUCUCUUGCUGCUUUAUCUCUUGCAAGCACUGAAGUACUCUCUGAUAUAUCAGAAAGGGUGAAUAGGCUUCAUGGUGAGAUGCAAAAAGCUGAGUUUGAAGCUUCUCAAGCGCAGCUCAGAAUUGUAGAGAAGUUGGAUCAAGGUCUUUGUGAGAGGAAGAGUGACCAGAGCUUUGCAAAUAACAUGCUAGAAGAAAUAGCUAGAGCUGUAGGUGUGCCUGUUGAGCCAUCCGAAAUACAUGAAGAACUUGCCAGUUUAAAAAAGGAAAAGGAAGUUGCUGCUGCCCGUAAAGAAAGAGCAGAAGAGAUCUUUCUGGAACAGGUCAUUGAACUACUGUCUCGUGCUGACGCUGCUAUUGACCAAGAAGAAAUUGAGCAGCACUAUCGGCGCAGGGUGCAAAGUAUAGAGAACUAUGCAACACAGGAUGUGCACAUUCCACCACUGAAACCAUUCGUGUGCCCUAUAACGGGAAAGGUGAUGGUUGACCCCGUCAGUCUUUGCACUGGAACUGCAUGUGAAAGAACAGCCAUCAAAGACUGGCUUGAAAGUGGACAGACCACAGAUCCUGACACAGGCCAUGUUCUUGAGGAUGUUACCCUAAGAAGCAAUAUUGGUUUGAGGCAGUCAAUUGAAGAGUGGAGAGAACUCAACUAUUGCCUUAAGAUUAGGUCAGCAAAGGGCAAAUUGCAGUCUGGUAACUAUUCAUUGUUUGCAGAUGCUUUUGACCUGCUACAGGAGGUUAUCCAUGAAAAUCCUAUUAGUAAGGAUUGGAUUGCUAUAGAGGGGCUAAUUGAUACCAUUGUGCUGAUGGUAAGAAGCUCUCACAACAAAGAUUUGAAAAGGCAGGCAUUAGUAACAUUAACUGCAAUAAUUGGAGGUCAUUCUAGAAACAAGAAUAGAGUGGUUGAAGCUGGGGGAGUUGAUCACAUAGUUGUCUGCCUUGGACGUGGCUCUGAGAUAUCAAAAGCUGCAAUUAAGUUGCUCUUUGAAUUAUUGCAAGAUGGUUCAAAGUGGAAGGAGUCUACAUGUCGGAAGCUUAAGCAACAAGACACUGCUAUUUUUUUUCUUGUAAUGCUUCUGGACAGUACUGAUAUAGAAUCAGCAGAAAAAGCUGAAAUUAUCUUAUCAAAGCUUUGUGAUGACGAUGACAAUGCCAUUUCACGUGCAGCUGGCUGCAAUUGGUAUAAACCACUAAUUGAUCGUCUCUGUCAUGGUCCAGAACCAUCAAGAAUGUCUAUGGCAAGAUCUCUUGUGGACAUGGAAUUGAUUGAUCAGAAUAUAAAAGUUCUUGGUGAAGAAGGAGCAAUACCUCCCUUAGUGGAUAUGGCAUCAGGAAAUCUAGAAUCGAAAGUUUGGGCUUUCUCUGCUCUGGCUAAGUUGUUGAGUUGUCGGGACAACAAAAGGCUAGUUGCUGCUGCAGGAGGGGUUCCUCUUGUCAUAGAACACAUCUUCUCUUCCCCUGCUCCCACAAUUAUAGCUGCAAAGUGCUCUGAAAUUCUUGAGAGACUCUCUUCAGAUGAUGGCAUAGAAUUUCUUCUAGAUGCUAAUGGGACACGUCUUGAGUUAGGCCCUAUCAUAACCAACUUGAUGGCCAUCCUUCAGAAAUCAAAUUCCUCUCCUACCAUUAGGAAACCAGUUUUACGCUCACUCCUGAGCAUCUGCAAGUCUGAAGAAAUGCUUGCAGAGAAGACAGUUGCUGCGACCAAUGGUGUAUUUUUGGUGCUGCCCUUGCUUGAUGACCCUGAUCAGGAGAUCCGAGGGCUUGCACUUAAGCUCAUCUAUCACUUCUCUCAGCAUGAACCGGACGGUAUAGCAGAUUUCCUCCUGGACAGCAGACUGGAGGCCUUUGUUGGCUUUCUCGAGGGUGACACCUGCAGUGAUGUGCAGGUGGCAGCAGCAGGGUUAAUAGCCUAUCUUCCAAAGUCGGAAGUUGCUCUUACUAAUAGUUUGAGUGAGCUAAAUGUGAUCCCUAUUCUUUUGAACAUGCUGAGGAUAGGAACAGCUGAAGCAAAGGAAACUGUGCUUGGGGCCCUCUUCCGGUUUACAGAUCCUUCUAACAUCAAGAUGCAACAACUGGUGGUAAAUUUGGGAGCUUAUCCAUUGCUUGUGAGCAUCCUGAUGUCUGGAACCACAACAGCCAAGGCAAGAGCAGCAGCCCUGAUUGGUAACCUUUCUUCAAACAGCAGUAGACUUGCUGCAGCACCGGUCUCUGGCUGCUGGUGUUUCUGGGCAUCACCUCCUGCUGUAUGUGAAGUGCAUGGAGGUAUAUGUAAUGUGACAUCUACGUUUUGCCUACUAAAGGCAAACGCUUUGCCAUGGCUGGUAAAUUUGUUGCGGGAGCGUCAAGAUGAUACAACUUAUGAGACCCUUCAAGCGUUGGGGACCCUGGUUCAAGAUGGAUUGUCUCAUAGAGGAGCCAAGAUUUUGCACCAAGCCGGUGCCAUUGAUUUGGUACUGGAUGUAUUGAGCUGGGGUUCAGUUGCUUUGAAAGAGGCUGCUCUUAUCAUCUUGGAGAAGGUAUUUCAGGCCAGGGAGGUCUCUGAUUAUUACUGCACAGUUGCAAGGAUCCCACUUAUCAGUCUGUCCACACGAAGCAGUGAGAAUGGAGAUCUAGGCAGGCUGGCUGCUAGAGUCCUGGCGGAGAUCGAGCGCCAUUCAAAAUCUUGCUCUAUGCCGCUUAUCUAGGAGGAUACAUAAGCCUUUACUUGGUAAAAUGGUAAUCAUUUUUGUAUACUAGAUUGAUUAUUAAAAUUAAAACUAUACCCAUUUCUCUUGUGUAAAUAUCAUGUUGUCGAUUUCAUACUUGUAAGUUAGUCUUAGUUCAAGCCAUAUUUUUUUGGACCUGUCCUGCAGUUGCAUGAAAUUAUUUUGUUGGAUAACACAUUAUAAUGAUCAAAUGCUAGUGCUUGUUGGGAUGUCCUAAUAUAAUCAA